GAGUCAGUUAAAUCGUCACUUCAAUUUGUCAUAAGUUUUGUAAUGGCCUUCCCUAAAGCUGUCGAUAUUAGAGUGUUACUCGAAUGUUUUUCGAUUCACUGACACGACAGGAGAGACCAUGGCUGCCAGCGAAGUGGAAAUUAAGCCGAAGACAAAAAAGGUGAAAAAUUACACAGAUGUUGACAAUUAUAAACCCUCGAAGCAUGUGACCUACUUAAAGAAUACUCUAGGUGCCAUAUUGCCCCAGUGUCUCCACGAAGUAUGCCAGAAAAGACCUAGAGACCCGAUUGAGUUUAUCGCUCUGUGUCUCUACAAAUCAGUUGACUGUGAAUUAUACUUUUACGAGAAAGCCAUUUUCUCAAAGGAGCUUCAGCUUAUGGCCCUUGAACUGAAGAAAGAGAAUGCGGUGCGACAGUCGAACAUUGAAAAAAUCAAGAAAAAAAUUGCAGAGCUGAAGGUUUUGCUCAGGGGAGAUAAGAAAAUCGAAGCCUUGCUUUGGAUGGAAGCCAGAAAAAAAUCCUCUCUCGUAGCUGAGGAGGAGGAGGAAGAAGAGGAACACAAGGGCUCAGUCAACACUUUACUACCACAGCCGGAAGAUGAAAUACUACCGUUGUCCCCGGAGUUAACAACAUCGGGAGAACACGAUGUGACCUCAAAAUCCGACGAGAUUUCUCCCAAAAAAACGAUUUUCGCCAAAAUGAGAAAAAUUUCGAUGAAAAAGCCUCCAAAAAUGCGUCCUAAGAAACUUUCUCAGGUGCAUCAUAAGAAGCCGUCCAUGAGCCUUUCCGAGUCUUCAGUCACGGACCACGAGUCUCUAACAGAGGAAACUUCGACCAAGUCCAAGAUCAGUAGCAGCGAUGUAUCCGUGCUAACUACCUCAGAGCCCGAGUCCGAGUCGCUUGUAUCGGAAGAUGAAAAAAGGUCGAGUCUAGAUCAUCAUAAGACGAAACACAAAAAGUUCAUGAAAAAAGGUUCAGGAUCGUCCGUAGAUCAGGGUUCAUCGUCCACCGUCGGACACAAAGUAGUCACUAAAAGCUCGAGGUACCCGCGAACCUCUAGACACGAUGUCCGCAUGGAUAUAAGCAAAAGAAAAUUCAAACCAGUAGUAAAAAUAAAGAGGAAACUUAAAGCAGCAGACUCAAAGCGUGCCAUUUAUAGAAUCAGGAGCCUUGAGGCCAAAGAAAGCAAAAAGUUUAAAAAAAGAAGUCGGACGGCAAUGUCUAAAACAGAUCGGGGUAGGCCAGAUCUCGACGUCUCAGACGAUCUUCUUAAACCAAAAACGAAAAAAAGAGCGAGCAGUAUUUUUAGUUAUGUGACUCCUAAACAAGAAAUUCACGAGCCUCUUUCCCCAAAAAUUGCUAAAAAGCCCACUAUUAGAAAAACCUUCAGAGGCCGGCGAAUCGCAGGAAGUCUUUCAGAUAAAACAAUAAAAAUGCAAGAGAAAGACACCACCCCACUUCUGGAAGAACCUCCAAAACAAGAGGAAACUAAACAGAAGAAAAAAAAGUCAAAAGUGAAGUCUUUAGAUAUUGAGGCUUAUACUCGAGAUGAAUCUCCAGACAUAUCUAAAAAAAAGAAAAAAAGGAUUUCUUCACCAAAGGGCGCUAAAGCUGCAUUAGGGGAGAGUGACAAGGAUUUUAAAUUUGAAAAAGACAGGCAGGAAGAUUAUUUGACUAGCCCCUCAAAACCGAAACGCAAGAAAAAGCCAGUCAAGGGCUCAGCUCUUUCAAUAACACCAGAUCUAGCUCAUAAAAAGGAUAGAAGAGAAAGCAGAAUGCUUGAAGCACCGACCGAUGCAACUCAAAGGCACAAGAAAAAGACCAAAUCUAUGAGAGAACUAAUGACUGAUAUUGAGAUGGAACAAAUUAAAAAGUCAAUUAAAGAAAAGGACAAAUCUGAGGCACCGGAGAAAAUUAAAAAGAAGGCUGGUCCUUCGUCUGACGUUUCAGAUACUGACGAUUAUCAAAAGAAAAAAAAAGCGACUAAAGCUGGGACCCAAGGUGAAUCCGCGGAUGAAGAAGUAGCAAAAGAGCCAACCAAAAAAAGACGAAAAUCGAAAGAAAAAGAGACUGAUCUCGAUGUCAUGACCGACUUAUCCUCGGACCAUGAGCGAGAUUUCCCUGACAAAACGAAAAGGGUAGACAAAUAUCUAGUAGACUCCACAGAUGAAAAAGGUGUGCCAACAAAGUCAAGACGAGCAUCGAAAGCUAAAGAGAUUGUUCGCGAUGAAUCUGACCAAGACGUUGACAGAGUUGUAGGCAAGAAGCAAGAGAAAGAGAAGGACCAACCUCAGACUAUGAGAGGGAGUCGAUUCGAUUCUGCUGCUUCCGUCAGUCAAGCGACUGGUAAAAAGACAACACUUGAAGACAGGCGUAUUUCAAAGCAAAAAACAAGUGAAGAUGUUAAAAAAAAAAAAGAGCUACGAGACAAAGCGGACGUCGAAGAGGAUUCUUCUAAAAUGAAAGAAGACAAGACGCAGCGCUAUAGAGAAAAAGAUAAAGAGAAAGAUAUUCAAAAGGAAAGAGUACAGGAGAGCAUGUUAGAGUCGGAAGACGAAGAACUGCCUACAAAAAUGAAAAAAGGGGAAGCCAAAUCUCGAAAAAGCAAAGCAAAACCUCAGGAAGAGUUCGAACCAGGAGAAAAGCGAAGGAUAUUCAAAGAGAAAGAACAAGAUGAAAGAGAGAGUUCGGGGCCAGACGUUGCCGAGGAAGUAACUCGGACACAAAGGAAAAAAUCGGAUCAAAAAAGUUACAAAAGUAAGGAAAAUCUUCCAAGUGUUGGUUCUGGCGUAUGGGAUAAGGAAGAGACACAGGCUUCAAAGAAAACAUCGGAUAAAAGACCCUUGAAGGAUAGAGACAUUGAAGAGGAUACACAGAAAGAAGACUACAAAGACAGUACUCUGGGUGAAGAUGGCCUUUACAAGAAAAAGAAAGGGAAAAAAUCCCGUGAGAGAUUAGCAGAAAGUGUUGAAGAACCAAUUCUGAGAGAAGAAACCACAGUUGUAGAUCAAUCUAACAAAGUCCUAGAAGACCAAAGAUUUCACGCAAUAUCCGAUUACGAUGUUCCGAAAGAAGUGGAUAGAUUAGAACCUAAAGAUAGCGAUGAAGAGUCCUAUCCACGUAAACAAAAGAAAGUUAAACAAACUGACAAAGGCGAAAGAAUGGGAAAGGAGGAGCAAAAACGAAGAGACUACCUGGACAGAUCUGAGUCUGACAUUGGAGAAGAAGAGUCUCCACAAAAAACAAAAGACGAACAAACAUUUCGUCUCGAAGAAGAAGCUAGAGAUGAACAAGGAAAAUUCGAAUCUGGUUUAGAUGACGACGAUGCUUAUUCAAGAAUGCAAAAAGCCGAAAAAAAGAUGCCUAGCAAAGGUGAAGAAACUGAUUCUGAAGUUGAAGAAGAGGAAUCUUCAAAGAAGAAAAAAUCUCAUAGAAAGUCGAAUCGCAAAGGUGCUGAAAGCCAAGAAAUGGCUCAAAAACGACGCGAUGACGAAAAGAGUACAUUGGACUCUGAUGUUGGUGAAGAAGAAAUGUCCCCCAAAAAGACAAAGGAUGACAAAAAGUCACGUCAGAAAACAGAGGAAAAAGGGGAAGAACCCCAAAGAAAAAAAGAAAAAAGGGGUACAUUAGACUCCGAAAUUGAUGAAGAAGAAAUCCCCCACAAAAAGACCAAGGAUGACAAAAAGUCACGCCAGAAAGCCGAAGAAAGAGGGGAAGAACUCCAUAGAAAAAAAGAAAAAAGAGGUACAUUAGACUCUGACAUUGAUGAAGAAGAAAGUCCCCCAAAAAAGACAAAGGAUGUCAAAAAGACACACCAGAAACAUGAAGAAACUGAUGAAGAUGCUUCUAAACGCAGGGAAGAAAGACGUAGCUUAGAUUCUGACUUAGUCGAAGAAGAAUCUUUUCCUAGAACGAAAACAGAAGAUAAAAAAACGCAUCGCAAAAGUGAAGAACAUGAAGAAAGUGCCCACAAACGAAAAGGUUUAAUGGACUCCGAUGCUAGCGAAGAAGAAUUCUACCCAAAAAAGCCCAAGCAUGAAAAAAAGGCACGUCUUCAAGACGACGAUAAGGAAGAAUAUGUAGAAUUUAAAAAAAGAGAAGUCCUAGAAAAGUCCUAUUCUGAAAUAUAUAGUGAUGAUGAGGAAGUCGUCAAAAGAAAAAGAAAAGCUUUGAAGAAAGCAGAGAAAGAAGCCGAAGGUUUGGAUAUCAAGAAAAAAGAAGAAAGACCAACUAAACGAGACAAGAUAGACAUCGAAUCAGAGGAUUUCCCUGCGUCGGAAGACGACAAAGAGACCCGAACAAAAAAGAAGAAAGAUAAAAGAGAAAGGCGAGGUAGUACCGAUGAAAAUGAGGAAAGACUUUCGAAACUCAGAAAAGAAGACGAGCUUAUCAGUACAUCUAAAACUGAGGAAUCGACAAGCCGAAAAAAGCGACGUGAUAAGUCCAAACCAAUUGAAGAGGAAGAGACGCCGCGCUACGCUGACACGGCUCGAGACAGAGAAGAUGAUGAGGGCUCGCAGAAAAAGAUGAAACGCAAAAAAGAUUCCGACGGGAAAUCUAGAAGUCUCAAAACUUCAGACCUCUUGGACGACGACGCGAUUGCCGCAAGCGAAACGAAGAAAUCAUUGGAUGACAGAGAAACGCUCAAGCAUAAAAGGCAUCCGAGGAAAGGCCCAAUAGAAGAAGACCUGUCCAGCGACUACGACAUGCAAGACAUAGAGAGGAAAAUUAGCGAACCGUCGAAACCCAAAGGACUUUCAGACAGUGAGCAGCUGCAAAAAUACAAGAAGCAAAAGGAAAAACAAGCCGAGGAAGAAGAAGCUGAAUUCGGAAGAUCUGAAACAAAAAAGGAACCCAAGAAAAAACCCACAACCUCAGGUAGAUAUGCAGAAAGAGGGAUCACAUCACCAAAGUUAUCAGUACCACCGAGCGAAACCGAUUCGGCACUGACCUCUGAAGAGUUUGACCGAGAUGACUCUGAAGAAGAAAAGUAUAAAAAGAAGAAGAGGAAGGCCGGAAGCAAGAGAGAUGAGGAGGAUGACCGCAGGAGGGAUGACGAGGAUGACCGCAGGAGGGAAUCGUUUGACUUCGACGCCAAGAGGCUUCGGGCGGAAGACGACGAAGCACUGCGCAGUGACGGAGUUUUAUUGAAAAAGAAAUCCAGCUACCUGGUACCGGAUGAUGACUAUCAAAAAGGUUUCUUGGGAGACCCAAAGAAGCGUAAGAGACGAGCUUCCAGAAUGUUCACGCCGAUUCAGUGUGAAUGGUAUCUGGACAAGCCCCGUGUAUUGGUGUGCCGGCAUCCAAUUUUGGGAGAAAUACGGUCCCACCAACCGUUACUGUACUCAGUAUUAGAUACUCCUUACUUCUGGGACCAUGAAGAAUUCAACUGCCAGGUCUUCUAUGAACAUGAGAUCUACAGUGUCUGCGACCCUGGCUACGACGACACCGAGUACAAGGACCGUCUGAUGGAGUGGCACGAGGAAGACUGGGCCUGAG
This is a messenger RNA of Biomphalaria glabrata, 5498 nucleotides long. RefSeq names its product trichohyalin-like. The record is from RefSeq and is a predicted model, not a curated record. The coding region runs from base 119 to 5497 and encodes 1792 amino acids. The transcript is spliced from 7 exons. NCBI's taxonomy places the organism in Eukaryota, Metazoa, Mollusca, Gastropoda, Planorbidae.